Triplophysa rosa is the source of this 1767-nucleotide messenger RNA. RefSeq names its product UBX domain protein 8 (gene ubxn8). Gene Ontology annotation, cellular component: nucleus; endoplasmic reticulum. Bases 51 to 872 code for a protein of 273 amino acids. Gene Ontology annotation, molecular function: ubiquitin binding. The record is from RefSeq and is a predicted model, not a curated record. NCBI's taxonomy places the organism in Eukaryota, Metazoa, Chordata, Actinopteri, Cypriniformes, Nemacheilidae. The transcript is spliced from 8 exons.
UCACGUUUUUAUUUGCUGAGCUGUAGUUACGCUUGUAUUCUGCUGCUGACAUGUCUAACAGUAACAGAUAUGUUGUGUUUUGUGUUUUACUGGCUGGAGUUUGCUUCAUUUCAUGGAAACGAUCGUUAAUAGGUGUUAAAGAUGCUCUGAUGCUGUCUGGACGUGGGCUCAUACUGUUGGCCGUCUGUACAUUGAUGAUCUACAUGAUCCAGAGACUGAAGUCUUUCUUCUCUCCAGUGUGUCAAGAACCUUCAGCCAGUCCAUUACAUGAAUCCAGCAGACUGAAACAAGAACAAGCUAGAAUAAAUCAACAAAAUAAACACAAUGAAAAGACAUCGGAUUACGUGGAGGCCGUGAUAAAGCCGAGGCAGAAUUUAUUUCUUCAGCAGAAAAUGGAGCGUUACCAUCGCAUGACGGGAGAGACGUGGAAACUCAGUCAGGGUUUUACUGUCGGGGAGGAUGAGAGUGAAACGCAUGAUGAUGUUGAUGUAAAUGAGACCCCUUAUCAGAGAGCCAAAAGGAGGCGGAGACUGCAGACCGCUGCUCAAGUCACUGUCCAACAGGACGUCCCCAAAGAGAAGACGGUGAUUGUUUUACCUGAUGAGCCACAGCCGGACGCUGAGGGGGUUGUCAAAAUAGCCCUCAGAUGUCCAAGCGGAAGAACAAUCCACAGGAGAUUCCUCAAAACCUGGAGCUCUUUGCUUCUUCUUGACUGGAUAAAGAAGUCUGGAUAUCCUCCUGCACUCUACACGCUGUGUACGUCAUACCCCAGAAAACCUCUUCUGACGGCUGCUGAUGUGAGUCUGGAGGAUGCUGGGAUCCUCGUGGACACUGUACUGAAUGUUGAAGAGAAAGAUCCAUCCACGACAUAGACACAUACAUUUCUGAUAUACUUCUGUUAGACAGAAUGCAGCUAGUUGUGCUUUAAGUUUUUUUUCAAAUGUUUUAUAUUUAUGUUGUUUUUCUGUACUUUAUAUCAUGCAGAUAGUCUCAUUUUCCAACAAAUACUUGGAUUAGGAUGCAUUGUCUCAUUUUCCAACAAAUACUUGGAUUAGGAUGCAUCGUCUCAUUUCAGUAGAAAACUCUUCCAUAGUUACUGUUUCAUUUAAUGUUUAUGCAUUCAAUUUGUAAUUUGCAAAAGAUCCUGUAUACUUGAUGUACAACUUUGUAUUUGUAUUAAUAAAUAUAUGUAUUGUUAAAAUACAGCAACUUAAAUCAUGGAAAGUAAAGUUACUACAUAAUAUACAUCGUUUAAAUAAGUAUGUUGUGUAUUUUGGCAAAUAUACUAUAGUUGUAAGCUAAUAAAGACUCCAUAUAAAGGCCCUUUGCGUGAUGUGUAUUGUGUUUAUGAUCAUUCACACUGUUAUUUUACUAUUAUUAUAAAAUCCCAUUUUCUUACAGACAUUUAAAGCAGAAUUCAGUAUUUUGUCUCUUUAUCGCCAUCUGUCUUUAAAACAUUCAAUUGCAGGUUACUUUACCUGUGUUACCUGCAGUUUGUAACAAUUUUGCAGUAAAUAUCAAGCAAAUGAAAGAAAAGCACAACUAGCUGCUUGUAUUGAAGUAGCUUGUGAUUAAAAGUACUUUAUUAGUUCAAAUACAGCAAAGAGGAGGCUACCAUUUCUUGACAAAUACACAGAAGACAGUCAACACAAGAGAAAAAUAAACGUUUCAGAUUUGAGAGGACAGUCAGAUAAAGUCCUUAUACGCGCCUCGUCCGUCCCUUUCCUCAUUCCUUCUCAACAAAUUGUGUGUGUGUGUGUGUGUGUG